CCCGCGAUCCUUCCAUGGAAGGUAGAGGCAGAUGCUGAUGUUGAUGCUGAUGAUGCUGCUUGCUGGCCGGUGUGCAGGUAUAUAGACACGCGUCGAUUCUUGAUCCACUUUCCAUCCGGUGAGUCCUCGCAUCCCUCUCAACGUUUUCCUUCGCUUCUACAUGAUCCCCUUGCACCCUCCUCCGCCAACGGACACCCAACGGUCCAUUACUCAUGGGGCAGGCCCUGCUCCAUAGCUCUUCACUCGACCUCGAUCCACACUUUUGUAUUAUAAACGCAUCAACACAUCUCUUCUACGCUUAUCCCCAAACUCUUCUCUCCGCCCACUUCCUGCGGCUCUGCCCUGAUCAAAGAACGCGCAUACAUCUCAGUCGCAUCACCCCCCUCAGCUCGGCAAGCAAGCAACGUCGAAACGAUUGCGAAGAUGUGCUGGCCUUGCACAAGCAACAAGCACAUUGAACCCGCGUACCCAAGCGAAGGGCAGGGAAAGAAGCAGCAGCAGCAGCAGCAGCAGCAGGGCAGGUCGCGCAAGAUGUUGGCCAAGUCGAAAGACGACUCUUGCUUUGCAAAGGGCAACGAGCGCGGUCUAGAAGAGGUCUCUGGCGCCAACAUUGCCAAGUUUACCUUUCCUCGACCUGGCGGUGCAGGAAGCUUCGAGAUCGAUACGUACAUUUCCAAAGGCGAUGAUGCGCCGGGCGAGCAGACCAGACAGGUCGUCGUCGUUGCGCAUGGUCAUCAGCGUGACGCCAACAACGCUUUCAAAGCUGUGCAGAGCGCGUUAAAAACAUCCGGCAAGAGCAACAUCGCCAUUGUGGCUCCAAAGAUUUUCAACGGUGCUGACGGCGAGACGGCUGCGGAUGGUGAUCUGUGCAUCUGGAAAGGCGACGGUUGGGGAAGUGGAGAAGGCAUCUUGUUCCCUCUUGGCAAUGCCAUUGGGACGUUUGAUAUCAUCGAUGCCAUCGGACAUCACUUUACCGACAAGAACCUCUAUCCCGCUUUGGAGUCCAUCACCUUUGCAGGUCACUCGAUGGGCUCGCAGCUCAUGCUCCGCCAUGCCAUCCUCGGCAAGCAAGUUUCCGGUCUAAAGACAUCCUGGGUAGUGGCCAAUCCGUCCAGCUACUUGUACUUCGACAACGAUCGGCCCGUCAAGGACAGGGACGGAGGAGCGUUCAAAGGUCAGAAUGAGUACAAGUAUGGAUUCGACGGCAUCGGCCAGAAGCUCGGGUUUUAUGCCGACGCUUCAAAGAGUCCCGAGGAGCUGUUUGAGCGAUUUGCAGCAAGGACGGUGCGUUUUUUGAACGGAGCGCUGGACAACAAGGGGGUGAGCGAGAGCAAGAGCAUCGAUAAGAGACCUGCAGCUGUCGCGCAAGGCGAUAAUCGGCAAGAAAGGGCAGAGAAUUUUCGAAAGCAUGUCAACAGGAAGAAUGGCGGGCAAGAUCCUGCUGCUUUCAGCUGGCAGCUCGUGCCGAGGGCUAGUCACAGCGCCGACGAGAUGUUCGACUCGGAGAUCGGCAUCGCUGCUCUGUUCAACUGAUGCGCUCUGUUCGAC
This is a messenger RNA of Ceraceosorus guamensis, 1548 nucleotides long. RefSeq lists its product as hypothetical. NCBI's taxonomy places the organism in Eukaryota, Fungi, Basidiomycota, Exobasidiomycetes, Ceraceosorales, Ceraceosoraceae. Bases 424 to 1533 code for a protein of 369 amino acids. The record is from RefSeq and is a predicted model, not a curated record. The transcript is spliced from 4 exons.